UUUCUAUGGGGGAAAUAAGUGUUCGAUCUCUUGAUCUAACAGACCAAAGAUCAAACUCAGAUUGACUAGUUUACGUAAAAUGGAUAAUCUGGCUAUGGAGAGUGACGAAACUCGUGUUCAGCCCCAGAAUGUAGAUCUUGAAUCUUCAUCAUCACCUGCCUAUUCUAAGGGAGACAAUGUAAACGUUGAAGAAGGUCCCCCACAUAAUUUUACUCUAGAUGCACCACCAUCUUAUGAAUCCCUCUACGGAAGGGUCAAGGCUGCCAAACAAGAAUCAACCAAUGUGUGUAUUUUCGUAAUUCAAUUCUUGGCGAUCAUCUUUUCGACAAUUGGUUGCGCAAUUAUCGUUGGAAUUUUAAUGGCGAUCCCUAUUUCCAUGAUUGUUAUUGGUGCGCUAUACCUGGAUGAUUGUCCUGUUGAGCGCAUGAUCCCGAUCUACCUAAUUGUGGCAGGAUGUUUUGGUUGUGCCAAAUGCUUGUUUACCUUGGUCAGUCAAGCGAGGAGAUGGAAGAAGAUAGGAAAAAAGUCAACCCCAUUGAAGCGAUGUGUUUACAUCUACCGUAUUUAUGACGAAGUGAGUUACGACCAUUUAAACACGGAUCACUACUGUGACAAGACUUUGUAUUUGUUUGCCUUUUGGGUGGCGACUGCAGUCUACAUCAUCAUGGGAUUGUUCUGUUUCUGUGUGUCUUAUGUGAGAUGUUUAACAUAUAAGUGCGAAGCAAUUGGUUGA
Molecule: messenger RNA, 733 nt
Organism: Physella acuta
Lineage: Eukaryota; Metazoa; Mollusca; Gastropoda; Physidae
Product: transmembrane protein 272-like
Source: RefSeq, a predicted model, not a curated record